AACGACGAUUCGCGCGCGAUUCGAGUCGCACGACCCAUAUACACGGUGACACGGUGACACGGGCGAAAGUGACCGAGCCCGGGGAAGACUGGACAGCAGUGUGUGCACGAUUGUCGCGGUUCUUCUCGCGGGAAACAGCGGGAAAAUCGAGCAAUGUCGGCGUCGGUGCGGCCGGUGUUGUCGGUCCAACGUGUGCACGCGUACACGACAGAAGCGUCGUAGUAAAAGCCGCGCCAGUGUACGAGUGAGCGAGCGAGCGAGCGAGCGAGCGAACGAACGGACGAACGGCAGUGCGCAGAGUGUGGUCGUUGCGAAACUCCUCGUCGGGUCUGGCCUGUAACGUGGCACGAAAUGAAGCGAGCGUAUCCGCGCGCGAUCGAUAACUAUAGCGGCAGUAUAGUCGACUCGGUAAAUAGCAAGCGGCCUGUCAGGCUACCAAGCAAUCUAACCUAACGGACGCGUGACCUCCAGGAACGGCGGAUAGGUAGGUGUAGAUAGGCAGGCAGGCAGGCAGACUCGCUACCGAACCCAACUCGUUCGACAUCGACGACCACGACGACGAUGUAGAGAGAAAGUCGCACUGCGUUUUUGUGCGCGACGGGGAAAAGGAGAGUCCGUCGACAGAGAGCGAGACGGAAACGAGGGAGGAAGAGAGGAGGAGAAGGAAGAGGAGGAGGAGGAGCAGAGAACGUGCGUACGAGAAUGCGACGCUCAGGCUCGCGAGUGGGAAGCGGUUUUCCACGAUCGCGUCGACAAUAGAGCGUCGAGACGACGGCUCGGUGUGAGCGUGUCUCGGAUCGAUCGGUCUAACCAACGAUCGAUCUAGCGCGCAUCGGUACAACCGUUCGUCCCUCUUCACCUGAGGAUAGGACUCUUUGGAGCAAACGAGACCGAAGACUGAGCGUCCGGAGUGGAACGCGGACGGAGAGAAUAAAGAGCGAAAGGGGGAGACAAACGGAAGAAGGCUGAAAGGAGGAAGAGCGAAGGAAAAAAAACAAGAGAAGGGGGAGAGAGAGAGAGAGAACGAGCGAGCGAGGAAUCGUGAGGAGGAGAGAGAGAGAGAGAGAAGAGAAGACACCUUAUUUUUAGCAGCGCCGUUUUACGCAUCACAAAAACCGGUUCCCGGAGAGCACGCCGGAGUACGAAGGGAGUCGAUAGCAUCCACGAGAAGGGUUUUCUCUCGAGGGAGGAAGAUAUAAUACGUAUACAGAUAAUAAAGGCGCGUGCGCGCGCGUUCGUCCUUGUCGCGCGGUGGAUGCAGCGACAGAGGAGGAAGAGAGAGAGAGAGAGAGAGAGAGAGAGAGAGAGAGAGAGAAAUAUAAAUAUAUAUUUAUCGCCGCGCGCAGAAAUUCUCUCAUCCUGAGCCGGGAUACAUCAGGAUACGCGCCGGGAAUGAGAUGAAACGAAAAGUGUACGAGCACUCGCCAAGAGACACAAUACACGAGACCUCACACUCUCACACGCAGGUGUGACGAGAAAGAAGAACGGUAGGUCGGGAAGUAUAGUGACACGGAACGUGGAGAAUCCACACCUAACCUGAUUCUUCUCCACCCCCCUUCGCAUCUUGCUUCUCGUCUGCUCUCCCUUCCCCGAGCCCCUCGUCGUCGACAGCGACCACCUCUCGCGCACCUUUUCGUUCUCCCAAGCUCGGCUAUCGAUUGCAUGCGUGUGCACGCGACAACGCGGCCACGAGAUUCGAUUAUCGACCGCGACGACGACGACGACGACGAGGACGACGCGCCACGUGACUACGGAAUCAACGGAACGAUUUGACACCGGCUGGCACCAUCGAAACCGUGCCGGGUUCCCGGUCAGAGUCAAGGACACGCGGGCGACGGGUCAACAUCUCGAGGUUAGGUUCUCCAAUCGAGGUAUCAGGAGCUUCCGCGAUCGGUCAUUCAAUUGGAGCGCGCUUCGCGAAAGAGACUGUCGACAGUAUUUCAAUGCGAUUGCUGAGGACUCGACAACGUACGUCUUCAUGCUAGUCUGCGAGCUCUCGACGAGAGUCGAAUGUGAAAAUUAGCGGAGGAGCUCACGACACUCGGCUCUUCCUCUCGAGGGAGCAAUCGAACGCGCUAGUAUAUUAAUCGAUUGCCCGACAGAGUGCUAUCGAGCCGCGCCGAUGCUCGGAGCGCUUGAUUCCCGCUCACAGCGUACAGACCGCACCGAGUCAAUUGAAUCGCCGCGUAAUCGACUGAUCCCUCCGAGGCGAUCGAUCUCCGAAUCGCUGCUCGGCCUACGCGCAGCCUCCGCGGGACAGUUGUCUACCUGUCGCCGUGAGCGACAUCAGCGGCGAUCGACGUCAACGGCGUCAUCAAAAAAUCGACCGGAGACUCAGAACGACGUCUCGGCGUCGCCGUUACCGCAGGCGGAUCGUCCUCCUGCCGGCGCGGCGACUUAUCGAUCCGUGAUCUACGAGCGAGUACCGUUGAGGGUACCCGAUCUCGCCGGUAUCUCGCAGUCGGCUCGAUACAUCGCGUGGGAUCGUCGAGGAUCUAUGCGAGGGCGACGGCGGAGGAGCGCGUCCCGCUGAGAUACGAACGGCAUGAGGUAUGGCAACCGAUCCGAGCAUCCGUCAGGGCGUGAGGGCGGUCGCGACCACGACUACCGAUCCGCAGCGGAGCGAGAAGCGCGCCUUCGCAGCGCGAGGCGCCGCUGGAGCGUUGGCCCUGAGCGUCGUGGCUCUGGUGGUGCAGGCGGCGGCGACCGCGACUCCCACCUGGGGAUACUUCACCAAUCCUCACGCUGGCACCGCCGCGGAGAAGGGCUACUUCGGACCAUGGAGACAGUGCAAGCUCCUUCUUUAUGGGCGAGAGUGGUGCGGCCAAAGUGUCUCCAGGUUCCAACCAGUCUUGGCUGUGUGGGUGGCGGGAUUAGCUGCUGCUGGCGCCUCUGGCCUUUUGGCGAUUCUGGUCGCUCUGGCUGUGCUUCAAUUAGCGAUGGCCUCCUCCGCAAAGCGGGUCGUAAUUUCGUACAGCACCGCCGUAAUAAGCAAAGUCGCCCUGGCAACGUUGGCAACGGCGCUGUCAAUCGUGGCGGAGAGCCUCUUCGCUCUACAAACGGAUGACCAAGCCAAUAGCUUCGUCGUCACGAGAGGAGAAGCUUUUUAUAUGCAGUUGGCUGCCAUUGUCCUGAACUUCGGCGUAUUGGUGACCGCCAUUUACGAGGGCAUUUAUGCCCGAAGAGGCGGCGACCCGACCAAGAUUAGGGUCGUUACGGAUCCCCGUGCAGGCACUAUAAAUAAUCCAGGAUAUCGGGAGCAUCACCAACCCACGAACGGCGGUACGAUCUCAAUGACAGACGCCAGCGGCAAGCCCUACGUCGGAGGGGCCGGAAACGGAUCGAUGGCGUCGGUGGCGACUUCCGGCAGCGUGGCCAGCACGGCCUCGCCUCUUAGGAGCUCCCUGAAGAAGCCGAAACCCCUCGGCAUUCAUAAUCCUGGCUUCUCGGCCCACAGUCCGACCCUGUCCAGAAACGGCUCCCAAAAGAAAGUGCGUAUACAGACACACUCGACGGAGGUCUAGCGAUGCUCCACUUUGCUCCAUGGCUAUGUGACCAUGGCCGAGCGUGCACGACGAUGGUGAUGUCGCCGAUGACUUCGUCGGCGAUCGAAUCACCCGGCAACGACUACAACGACGGGACGGCAAGGACUUUCGUUCCAAGAGUCCGUUCCAUGUUUUAAUUAAUGGUAGGUGGUCUUCGAUACUGUAGUCGCUAUUUUGGCGGAAGCGCGAUCGACCCGGCGAGGAGCGUUGGAGUCUGUCACGUCCGACAGUCGACGACUCCCGGAGUACUUGGACGACCACUUGUUUGUAACUCCAAUGACGAGAGCGUUAAUGAGUUCCGAGGGUCGCCCGCGAGUUUGGCAUGUCAUUAAUUAUUGUGGGACACGGUGAGAGAAUGUAAAUAAACGUCGAUCCGCCCAGCGGACUCGAUAUAAUCGCCGAGGUAAUCCUCGGGGAUCACUACCUGAGUAUAAGCGUCAAACGAAUUUACAUGACGACACGCGAUCGAUUAAGAUACGGCUAUAUUAAGUAUUAGAUCACACGGUAAUUGUUUAGAAUAACUAUCCUCAUCUCCGAUUUUGAUGAAAAUAGGCUCAUUCGACGUGUUUUUACUAAAAAUAAAAGAAUCCGGCCGAAAAAAAUGUCGCUCUGCCUCGUGAAGCGAGAUAUUUAGCGUUAAAGUUAGUCACAUCCGAGGUUAAGAAAUCUAUCAUCUGAACGUAAUGCGAACUAGGCUUGCACUGAAAUACGUUCAACAACGCACUCGUGUACGUCCGCUUGCCCUAUGGGGUCUGUUCUUUUUAGCUGCACUGAUACAUUUAUUUUAAAGAAAUGUUAGAUCUAAAUUUUAAUCCGUAUAAAAAGGUAAUUAUUAACUUUUAUAAGAUAGUGUAUAUUAUUAAAGCAGAGGAAAGCAUACAUGAACUAUUCUUUGCUUUAUAACAGAGUUUAUGCUUUUGAUUAAAGCAGAGAAAAGCCUAAUUCGCAUUACGUUUAGAUGACAGAUUUCUUAACCUUGGAUGUGACUAACUUUAACGCUAAAUAUCUCGCUUCGCGAGGCAGAGCGACAUUUUUUCGGCCAGAUUCUUUUAUUUUUAGUAAAAACGCGUCGAAUGAGCCUAUUUUCAUCAAAAUCGGAGAUGAGGAUAGUUAUUUUAAACAAUUACCGAUCACACUCUCUCCUUGGAUUUUUCUACGAUACCUUUACACGAUGUACGUCCGUGAAAGAAUCAGCAGGAGACGAGUGGUGGACUAUAAGACUAUUGACGGGAGAAUGGAACAGUGUCUGUGAGUAACGGAAUAAGAUAUAGCCGUCGAAGAUAACAGAAGGGAUCUGCUAACGAUCUAUCGUGAACGAAAUGUAUAGAGCAAUAUUAAGCGAUAUGACUUCGUCAUUCUAAUAUCGUGUACGGAGAAACUAUUGCAAUAAAAAUUAUGUUAAAUUUAUGUUUUUGCAGCAUUUCUGCAGCAUCCUUUCUAAAGAUGGACUAUACUGAAAGUUAUUACAAGUUACUAUGGAAACAGUAAAUUUGACAGUUUCAAGGCUCUGCUAUCUCGUCGCAGAAAGUCUGAAUUGACGGUGGCGCCUAGCAGUGUCGAGAACACGAAAUAACUGUGUCAGCGUAGCUGAUUGGCUGACAUUAGGCCAGGCUCACAGCCAGGCCUCGCUUGACACCUCGGAAAGUUUCUUGCGUCUUAUCGCGUUAUUUUUCAGUUUCUCUGUGAAGUGUGUAUAUUAUCGUAAUCCUCACAGUCGUAAAAUGUGUAGUAAACUCCGUGAUGCUGGUGAUACAUUGUGAAAAUCGAGAAAUUCAAUGUGUUCAUACAUGCUGAUAUCUCAGCUGUCACAAAUCACUGACAGCCGAAAAAUAUAGCAUUACUUCAAGAAUUAUUUUACGAUGCUACGUGAUAUAUCAGCUAGAUAUCUGAGUUUGUUAUACUUUUCAUAGGUUUCAAGAUUAGGAAAAUAUUUGGUUCUUCAGGGAAAAGUAAAAAAUAAAGCAAUAAGACGCAAGGAACUUUCGGUAUGUCAUUUCUCGCUUUGACGUCAUCAAACCAAUAUGACCGCCCAAGAAAUAGCAGAGCCUUACGGAGAAAUUUUUAAGCAGAGAUACGAAUUUAAGAAAA
Odontomachus brunneus is the source of this 5633-nucleotide messenger RNA. RefSeq lists its product as uncharacterized. The transcript has 6 exons. NCBI's taxonomy places the organism in Eukaryota, Metazoa, Arthropoda, Insecta, Hymenoptera, Formicidae. The coding region runs from base 2553 to 3524 and encodes 323 amino acids. The record is from RefSeq and is a predicted model, not a curated record.